Messenger RNA from Trematosphaeria pertusa, 333 nucleotides. RefSeq lists its product as uncharacterized. The record is from RefSeq and is a predicted model, not a curated record. NCBI's taxonomy places the organism in Eukaryota, Fungi, Ascomycota, Dothideomycetes, Pleosporales, Trematosphaeriaceae. The transcript has a single exon. Bases 1 to 333 code for a protein of 110 amino acids.
AUGCCUGACAGCAUCUCUAUCUUCCUCAUCCCCGCCCUCUCCGGCGUGCCGCCAACCGCGCCCGAGAUCCUCUGGGUGAUGCGGGCCAAUGCGGCCUUGCGAACCCUCCUCGGCCGCCUCGAAGCCACGCGCCCCGCCCGCGCCAACCAGCUCCUCGGGGGUCACGCUCUCGCUGACCUCCGAGCCUCCAUUGACCGCACCUUGCGGACUGUCGAGGUGGCCCUCGAGGAGCUGGGCAGAUACCGCCAUCGCCGCCCGCACCUCACCGAGGAGCAGGAGCUCCGCCAAGUCAAGGCGGUCGUCGAGAACCUGCGCGCCGACUGGGCCGCCUAG